AUGACAGAUAGUCUGAUAACCCUGUCUUCGAUAAAGAGUAGAGCCAGGAGUUUCAAGAAGUUUGUCGCCACCAGAGUUGGAGAAAUUCAGGGCUCAACUAAUCCUAGUCAAUGGCGACAUAUCCCAGGUGACGUUAAUGUGGCAGAUGACUUGACCAGAGGGUUGAAUGCAGAUCAGUUGAAUGACAGAUGGCAUCGUGGGCCUGACUUCUUACGAAGGCCGAGAUCAGAGUGGCCAGAGGAAGCUAAGGUAGAAAAUAAAUCAGAAUCAGAACAGGAAAGACGAAAAGAGCAGUCAGUCAUGGUAGUAACAGAACCAGCGGAAGAUAUCAUUGACUGUACCAAGUUCUCAAGUUGGAGAAAACUGGUUCGUGUGGCAUCAUAUGUACUGAAGUUUGUCAAGAAGUUAAAGUCAAAGUGCAAGAAGGAAACUGAUACAAGUAAUGAUGAUGCUAAUGGCACUUUGACUCCUGAUGGCUUACAGAUUGGAGAAAAUUAUCUGAUAAGGAAAGGUCAGAGACCUCUGAGAAGCAGGAUAGAUAAAGGAGAAUUGAAAGCCCUCAGUCCAUACAGAGAUGAUGCAGGUAUUAUCAGAGUAGGGGGCAGAUUAGACAGAGCUAAGAUGUCCUUUGAUAUGGUACACCCAGUCCUGCUUCCCUAUGAGGAUUGGAUAUCCAGAUUGAUCACGAGAUAUGUCCAUGAAAUUGGACAUAAUGGAGUGGCAGCAACCACAGCCAAAGUAAGAAGGAAAUACUGGAUACUCAAAGGACACAACCUUGCAAAGACUGUGAAAUUAAGAUGUGCAAUAUGCAGAGCAUUUGAUCGCAAAGUAGAGACACAAAAGAUGGCAGAGCUGCCUAUAGAGAGACUAACUCCAUACUCCCCACCAUUUCACUACACGGCGUGUGAUUACUUUGGGCCGUUUCAAGUGAAAGUUGGACGAAACAAAACGGCUAAGCAUUAUGGAGUUCUGUUCACAUGCUUGAACACAAGGGCGGUACACUUAGAACGUGCUGUUGACUGUAGUACAAUGGAGUUCAUGCAAGUUCUCAGAUGA
Molecule: messenger RNA, 1056 nt
Organism: Lytechinus pictus (painted urchin)
Lineage: Eukaryota; Metazoa; Echinodermata; Echinoidea; Temnopleuroida; Toxopneustidae
Exons: 1
Coding region: 1-1056 (351 amino acids)
Molecular function (GO): nucleic acid binding
Source: RefSeq, a predicted model, not a curated record